ACACUUGGUCAAGGAGUAAGCAAAGCAUUCAAGAAGAAAAGCGAGAAGAACAUCAUCAUGGCUUCCGUGUCUACUCAUGAAGACCAAGAGAAAGGUCCCCACUUGCCACCACUGAGCAAGAAGAGUUUCUUGUUUUGUCCAAAAUCAAAACUGCACAUGCACAGAGGAGAGAUUGCCAAGAUUAUCCGAGAAUGUCAAGAAGAAAGUUUCUGGAAGAGAGCUCUGCCUUUUUCACUUGUAAGCAUGCUUGUUACCCAGGGACUGGUCCACCAAGGUUAUUUAGCAGCUAAUCCAAGAUUUGGAUCAUUACCUAAAGUUGCACUUGCUGGUAUCCUGGGAUUUGGCCUCGGCAAGGCCUCCUACAUAAGAGUGUGCCAGAGUAAAUUCCACUCCUUUGAAGAUCAGCUUCGUGGGGCUGGUUUUGGUCCACACCAUAACAGGCACUGCCUGCUCACCUGUGAGGAAUGCAAAGUAAGGCGUGGACUGAGUGAGAAGGGAGGCUCAUACCCUUCUGCUUCCUAGACUUUGUGUCUGUGGCUUUUGAAGUUUUUAAAUCCCUGAGUUUAUACACAUUUAAAAUUUCAAGUGUACUCAAAAAUAAUAUACUUGUGAUGAAAGAGAAA
This is a messenger RNA of Chinchilla lanigera (long-tailed chinchilla), 623 nucleotides long. It is a transcript of the gene Ociad2, whose product is annotated as OCIA domain containing 2. Gene Ontology annotation, cellular component: mitochondrial inner membrane. Lineage: Eukaryota; Metazoa; Chordata; Mammalia; Rodentia; Chinchillidae. The record is from RefSeq and is a predicted model, not a curated record.